This is a messenger RNA of Penicillium pulvis, 279 nucleotides long. RefSeq lists its product as uncharacterized. Bases 1 to 279 code for a protein of 92 amino acids. The transcript has a single exon. Lineage: Eukaryota; Fungi; Ascomycota; Eurotiomycetes; Eurotiales; Aspergillaceae. The record is from RefSeq and is a predicted model, not a curated record.
AUGACUGUGAGUAAUGAUGGAACGCAGCAAAUGACAAAGCAAAAUGGAACGCAGCAAAUCGAACACAGUAGCAAUGGAACGCAGCAAAUCGAAUUCGGUAGCAAUGGAACGCAGCAAGCCAAACACAUAAAAAUGGGACGCAACAAACUCGAACACAGCAAAACUGAAACCAAUGAAACACAAAAAGAGCCGAUGCCACUCCCGGAAGCACAAAGUCCAUACACAUCAAUACAAAGCGAAGUCAAUGAGUUCCAAUACACGCGGCGCCACAACCAAUGA